Uranotaenia lowii is the source of this 2756-nucleotide messenger RNA. Its product is annotated as succinate dehydrogenase [ubiquinone] flavoprotein subunit, mitochondrial-like. The record is from RefSeq and is a predicted model, not a curated record. Lineage: Eukaryota; Metazoa; Arthropoda; Insecta; Diptera; Culicidae. Gene Ontology annotation, biological process: tricarboxylic acid cycle; mitochondrial electron transport, succinate to ubiquinone. The coding region runs from base 323 to 2305 and encodes 660 amino acids. Gene Ontology annotation, molecular function: electron transfer activity; succinate dehydrogenase (quinone) activity; flavin adenine dinucleotide binding. The transcript has 4 exons.
CGACUUUGUCGCACACACGCGUUUUGGGACGAUCCAUUUGAGACCGACGGGCGGUACGGACGGCCGCGCGACACUUUUCGCGAGUUUCUGUGUGUGGUGCCACAGUGCGCUUUCCACUCUACAUCUUUGAAUCUGGUGCGGCAGUGCCAGGUGGAUAAUUUGUUUCCUCCUUCCCGUUCUGUGCUGCGGUUUUUGGAGCGGCGUUUCCGUUUUGUGCUGCUGCUGCUGCUAGUGGAAGUGCCAAAGUUAAGAGUGAAACGUUGCCGAUCCGAAAGUGAAGUGCUUCAGUAGUGCAUCAUCUUCCCCCGAGGCAUCGUAGACCAUGAGCGGAAUGCUGCGACUGCCGUCAAUGUUGGCCAAGAGCGCCGUAUCCGCGGCUCGUGGUUUGACUGCCGCCAGCUCUCAGCGAGGAUUGCAUUUCACCGUUGGCCAAAACAAUGCCCAGGCCCAUGCCGAUGCGAUCUCCAAGGAGUACCCGGUGGUGGACCAUACCUACGACGCGGUUGUUGUCGGAGCCGGAGGUGCUGGUCUCCGGGCUGCCUUCGGUUUGGUUGCCGAAGGUUUCAAGACUGCCGUGAUUACGAAACUGUUUCCGACCCGCUCACACACCGUGGCGGCCCAGGGAGGUAUCAAUGCCGCGUUGGGUAACAUGGAGGAAGACGACUGGAAGUGGCACAUGUACGACACGGUCAAGGGAUCCGAUUGGUUGGGAGAUCAGGAUGCGAUCCAUUAUAUGACCCGAGAGGCGCCGAAGGCUGUCAUCGAACUCGAAAACUACGGUAUGCCGUUUUCCAGAACUCCCGAUGGUAAAAUCUAUCAACGUGCCUUCGGUGGUCAAAGCUUGAAGUUCGGCAAAGGUGGCCAAGCUCAUCGGUGCUGUUGUGUGGCAGAUCGUACAGGCCAUUCCCUGUUGCAUACCCUGUACGGCCAAUCGUUGAGCUACGAUUGCAACUACUUUGUGGAAUAUUUUGCGCUGGAUUUGUUGAUGGAAAACGGCCAAUGUGUGGGUGUGAUUGCCUUGAACUUGGAGGACGGCAGUAUUCAUCGUUUUCGCGCUAAGAACACGGUUCUUGCUACCGGAGGUUAUGGCCGAGCCUAUUUCUCCUGUACAUCUGCUCAUACUUGUACCGGCGACGGAACUGCUAUGGUUGCACGUGCUGGCCUGCCCUCGGAAGAUUUGGAAUUCGUGCAAUUCCAUCCGACUGGAAUUUAUGGUGCCGGCUGUCUGAUUACUGAGGGCUGUCGAGGAGAGGGUGGUUAUCUGAUCAACUCUCAGGGUGAGCGAUUCAUGGAACGUUACGCACCAGUUGCUAAGGAUUUGGCUUCUCGUGAUGUGGUUUCCCGUUCAAUGACAAUAGAAAUCCGUGAAGGGCGUGGAUGUGGACCCGAAAAGGAUCACGUUUACCUGCAGCUGCACCAUUUGCCCCCAGAGCAAUUGGCUCAACGUCUGCCAGGUAUUUCGGAAACAGCAAUGAUCUUUGCAGGUGUCGAUGUAACUCGCGAACCAAUUCCGGUAUUGCCAACCGUUCACUACAACAUGGGCGGUGUCCCAACGAACUACAAGGGACAAGUGCUGACCACGGAUUCUUCUUGCAACGAUCAGAUCGUUCCCGGACUGUACGCUUGUGGUGAAGCCGCUUGCUCGUCUGUACAUGGAGCUAACCGACUGGGUGCAAACUCGUUGCUUGAUUUAGUUGUGUUUGGCAGAGCGUGCGCUAAAACAAUUGCCGCCGAAAACAGGCCAGGCGAUAAGAUUCCAGACAUUAAACCUAACGCUGGUGAAGCUUCUGUUGCCAAUUUGGAUUGGGUACGCAACGCCAAUGGAGCUAUUCCUACCUCUACACUGCGUCUGAACAUGCAGAAGACCAUGCAGAAUCACGCGGCCGUUUUCCGCGAGGAAAAAACGCUGCAAGAAGGCGUGCGCAAGAUGGCAGAUAUUUACAAGUCCAUCAAGGAUGUCAAAGUUUCCGAUCGCUCGUUGGUGUGGAACUCGGAUCUGGUUGAAACUUUGGAAUUACAGAACCUGCUUCUUAAUGCCAACAUGACGAUCGUGGGAGCUGAAAACCGAAAGGAAUCACGAGGUGCUCAUGCUCGUGAAGAUUACAAACAACGAGUCGAUGAGUUGGAUUACAGCAAACCCCUGGAGGGUCAACAAGCGAAACCAAUGACCGAGCACUGGCGCAAGCACACGUUGCUAUGGAUCGAUCCGGCCACUGGCGAAGUCACCAUCGGUUAUCGCCCGGUCAUCGAUCAUACCCUAAACGAAGAAUGCAACACCGUGCCUCCGGCGAUCCGUUCGUACUAAGCCAAUACCUGCUGUCUUUGAAACACAAACAAAUUUUUAUUUGUUUAAUGAGAACACAACAAUCAACAGCAAUAAAACACUAGCAUCACACCUGAUGGAAAAUUCAUCUUCUAAAAAUAAUCAUCACUCUUCAAUAAAAGUUGUUUAAACGCGCGCUACGUUGGAUCUAGAUCGGACGUAACCGGAAUAAACAAUUUUCUCAACGAAAACCCCAAUCGAAAAAAAAAUUCUACCCGCACCAGUGAUGAUGAGGUCAAGAUAUGUGCUUAAAUUAUGUUUAGAUCGAUACUGGAACUAAAAACCAACUUAUUUAUUUCGUUUAAAACGUGUUAAAGUAAACCACAAAGCACUUAAUUUCCUUGUAAACUAGAGCUACGAAAAAAAGAGAAACAAUAAACUUUGCUUAAUUCGUAGGAAGUGAAAACUACAAUAAAUCUUAAUUUGAAAUUCA